Molecule: messenger RNA, 6776 nt
Organism: Camelus dromedarius (Arabian camel)
Lineage: Eukaryota; Metazoa; Chordata; Mammalia; Artiodactyla; Camelidae
Gene: TLR8
Product: toll like receptor 8
Exons: 4
Coding region: 957-4235 (1092 amino acids)
Biological process (GO): toll-like receptor signaling pathway; positive regulation of interleukin-6 production; defense response to virus
Cellular component (GO): plasma membrane
Molecular function (GO): protein binding; pattern recognition receptor activity
Source: RefSeq, a predicted model, not a curated record
GACCCAGGGUCAGUCUUUGAAACUGAGUUGUGUAUUAUUUCUAAGUGUGUCUUGGUGCCACCUCCAGGGUCUACUGAGGGGAAUGUCAUUCCGAUGAAAUAUCUUUUGAGUUCAACUGAGCUUUGGGGGGUUUUUUUGGUCCUUUCAGAUCAGUUUACUUUUUAAUUGAACUAUAGUUGAUUUACAAUGUUGUGUUAGUUUCUGGUGUACAGCACAGUGAUUCAGUUAUACAUUUGUAUAGACUUUUUCAUUAUAGGUUAUUACAAGCUAGUGAAUAUAGUUCCCUGUGCUGUACAGUAGGUCCUUGUUGUUUAUCUAUUUUAUAUGUAGUACCUAAUAUCUGCAAAUCCUAAACUCCUAAUUUAUCCCUCCCCCCUUGCCCCUUUGAUAACCAUAGGUUUGUUUUCAAUGUCUAUGAGUGUUUCUAUUUUGUAAAUAAGUUAAUUUGUGUCAUUUUAAAAGAUUCCACAUAUAAGUGAUAUCAUGUGAUUUUUGUCUUUCUCUGUCUAACUUACUUCACUUAGUAUGAUAAUCUCUACGUCUAUCCAUGUUGCUGCAAAUGGCAUUAUUUUAUUCUUUUUUAUGGCUGAGUAGUAUUCCAUUGUGCACGCGCGCGCAUGUGUGUGUGUGUAUACCAAACUUCUUUAUUCAUUCAUCUAUGGAUGGACACUUAGGUUUCUUCCAUGUCUUGGCUAUUGUAAAUAGUGCUGCUAUGAACAUUGGGGUGCAUUCAACUGAGUUAUUAAAUGGAGUUGAGGGAUUUGCUAUUUUUUUAAACUAUUAUCCCCAGUUUAUAAUUAUUCAGGGCUAUAAAAACACAGUGUAUUUAAAUGUGUAACCUAUGAUCCUAGAUUGGCAUUCUCAAGUACAGGCUGUGUUGACUUUUCAGAUGGUUACAAAGAGUGUCUAGUUGGUGCCUGCAUCUAGAAUGAGUGGCUUUCCAGUUGUUCUAUGGAAUGGCAGAGAACCUGGAAGUGCUCUGUGGUAGACUGAUCAGUGGAAAGGCACAAGUUCACCCCUGCCUUCACUUGUGCCUGGACUCCCGAACCCAAGGCUCUGGAUUCAACCUUUCAAGAGUUGCCAUUUUUCUUCUGCCAGCCUGGAUGGUUUUUAUUCAUUGGUUAUGCCUUAAUCAGGAAAACAUGACCCUUCACUUUCUGCUUCUGACCUGCCUUUUCCUGCUUAUCUCUGAUCCCUGUGAGUUCUUCACUGAAGCAAACUAUUCUAGAAGCUAUCCUUGCGAUGAGAAAAUCCAAAAUGGCUCUGUGAUUGCCGAGUGCGACAAUCGUCGACUACAGGAAGUGCCCCAAACGGUGGGCAAAUAUGUGACAGAACUCGACCUGUCCGGUAAUUUCAUCCGACACAUAACAAACGAAUCAUUUCAAGGGCUGCAAAAUCUGACUAAGAUAAAUCUAAACCACAACGCCAGGCUAUGGCCCCAGAAUGUGAAUCCCAAUAUAAACAAUGGGAUGACUAUCACAGACGGGGCGUUUCUCAACCUACAGAAACUCAGGGAGUUACUGCUGGAAGACAACCAGUUAUACGAAAUACCUGCUGGUUUGCCAGGAUCUUUGAGAGAACUUAGUCUGAUUCAAAACAAAAUAAUUGUGUUAACUAAAAGGAAUACUUCUGGACUAAGGAAUUUGGAACGUCUCUAUUUGAGCUGGAACUGCUAUUUUGCUUGCAAUGAAACUUUUGCCAUAGAAGACGGAACAUUUGAAAAGCUGACACAGUUGAAGGUGUUGUCACUCUCUUUCAAUCCCCUUUUCCAUGUGCCACCCAAACUGCCGUACUCCCUAAGGGAACUCUAUCUUAGCAACACCAAGAUUAGAAACAUCAGUGAGGAGGACUUCAAGGGACUGGGCGAUUUAAGAGUCCUAGAUUUAAGCGGAAACUGCCCAAGAUGUUUUAACGCGCCAUUUCCCUGCAUACCCUGUGAAGGAGGUGCUUCGAUCCAGAUCCAUCCUCUCGCUUUUCAAAACCUGACCCAACUUCGCUACCUAAACCUCUCCAGCACCUCCCUCCGGAAGGUUUCUGCAUCCUGGUUUGACAACAUGCGUCAUCUGAAGGUGCUGCAUCUCGAAUUCAACUAUUUAAUGGACGAAAUAGCCUCUGGGGAAUUUUUUAUGAAACUGCCCUCCUUAGAAAUCCUUGACUUAUCUUAUAACUAUAUACAGAAAAGAUAUCCCAAAUACAUUAAUAUUUCCGAAAACUUCUCUAAUCUUAGAUCUCUCCAGAUGUUGCACUUAAGAGGUUAUGUGUUCCAGGAACUUAGAAAAGAGGAUUUCCGGCCCCUGAGGAACCUCUCAAACUUGAAGACUAUCAACUUGGGCAUUAACUUUAUUAAGCAAAUUGAUUUUACCGUUUUCCAAAACUUCCCCAACCUGACAAUCAUUUACUUGUCCGAGAACAGAAUAUCGCCCCUGGUCAAUGAUACAAAUGGCUCCUCUUUUCAAAGCCAUAUCCUGAAGCCACGCUCAGCAGAUUUUAAGUUUGACCCCCAUUCGAAUUUUUAUCAUAACACCCAUCCUUUAAUAAAACCACAAUGUUCAUCUUACGGCAAAGCCUUAGAUUUAAGCUUGAAUAGUAUUUUCUUUAUUGGGGCAAACCAAUUUGAAGCUUUUAAGGACAUCGCCUGCUUAAAUCUCUCUUCAAAUGGCAACGGUCAAGUGUUACACGGAAUGGAAUUUUCACAUUUGCCAGGUAUCAAGUAUUUGGAUUUGACAAGAAAUAGACUAGACUUUGAUGACGAUGCAGCUCUCGGUGAACUGCCCUUGUUAGAAGUUCUAGAUCUCAGCUACAAUGCACACUAUUUUCGAAUAGCAGGAGUAACACACCGGCUAGGAUUUAUUCAAAAUUUAACUCAGCUGAAAGUUUUAAACUUGAGCUACAACAGCAUUUUUACUUUAACUGAGCCAUACCUGAGAAGCGCGUCCCUGGAAGAAUUAGUUUUCAGUGGGAACCGCCUUGACCUUCUGUGGAAUGCGGAAGAUGUCAGGUACUGGCAAAUCUUUAAAUAUCUCAGCAAUCUGACGCGGCUGGAUUUAUCCUUUAACAACCUUCAGCAUAUACCGUACGAAGCACUCCUUAACUUGCCCCAAAGUCUCACCGAACUAUAUAUACACGAUAAUAUAUUAAAUUUCUUUAACUGGUCAUUACUCCAACAAUUUCCUAAUCUCCGCUUGCUUGACUUAAGUGGAAAUGAGCUCUUUUUUUUAACUGAUAGCCUCUCUAAAUUCACAUCUUCUCUUCAGACACUGAUACUGAGAAGAAACAAGAUUUCCCACCUGCCCCCAGGCUUUCUUUCCGAAGCCAGCAGUCUGAUACACCUCGAUUUAAGUUCCAACCAGCUAAAGAUGAUCAACAAAUCUACGCUUCUAACUAAGACCGCCACCAACUUAGCCAUUUUGGAACUAGAGAGAAACCCUUUUGACUGUACCUGUGACAUUGGAGAUUUUCGAGAAUGGAUAGAUGGAAAUCUGAACGUCACAAUUCCCAGGUUGACAGAUGUCAUUUGCGCCAGUCCUGGGGAUCAACAAGGGAAGAGUAUUGUGAGUCUGGAGCUCACAACUUGUGUUUCAGAUGCCAUUGCAGCGAUAUUAUGUUUCUUCACCUUCUUUGCCACCAUCAUGGUUAUGGUGGUUUCCCUGGCUCACCACUGGUUUCACUGGGACGCUUGGUUUAUCUAUCAUGUGUGCUUAGCUAAGGUGAAAGGCUACAGGUCUCUUUCCACAUCCCAGACUUUCUAUGAUGCUUAUGUUUCUUAUGACACCAAAGAUGCCUCUGUCACGGACUGGGUAAUCAAUGAGCUGCGCUUCCACCUGGAAGAGAGCGAAGACAAAAAUGUGCUCCUCUGCUUAGAGGAGAGGGAUUGGGAUCCGGGACUAGCCAUCAUCGACAACCUCAUGCAGAGCAUCAACCAAAGCAAGAAAACAAUAUUUGUUUUGACCAAAAAAUAUGCCAAAAACUGGAACUUUAAAACGGCAUUCUACUUGGCCUUGCAGAGGCUAAUGGAUGAGAACAUGGAUGUGAUCGUAUUUAUUCUGCUGGAGCCAGUGCUGCAGCAUUCUCAGUACCUGAGGCUGAGACAGAGGAUCUGCAAGAGCUCCAUCCUCCAAUGGCCUGACAACCCCAAGGCGGAAGGCUUGUUUUGGCAAAGUCUGAAAAAUGUCGUCUUAACUGAAAAUGAUUCCCGGUAUAACAAUUUGUACGUCAAUUCCAUUAAGCAGUACUAACUAUGUUAAGCCGUGGUUCAGUGACAUAAGGAAAAUGCACAGCAAUUGCCGUUCUGUCUCACCUAUCACUUGCUGUGUAACAAAUUAUCACCCCCCACCCCAAACUUAGUGGCUUAUAAUGACACAAUUUGGCAUCUCAGCGUCUCUGUGGAUCAGGAAUCCAGGCGUGGCUUACAGCUGGGUCCUCUGCUCAGAGCCUCUCAAAGGCUGUAAUCUCCGUGUCGGCCAGGGCCACAGACAUCUCCGAGGGUUAGCAUCCACUUCCAGGUUCACAUUCGUGUGGUGGUUUUCAGGAUUCACUUCUUCCAAAGACGGCUCUCGGUUCCCGGUCCCACGGACCCCUCCCCAUGGCAGCUUGCUUCAUCAAAGCCAGCAAGAGAGAGAUGCUUAAUGUGAUGGAAGUCGCCAUCUUCUGUAAUCUAAUCAGAGGAGUGGUAGCCCAUCUGUUUGGCCACGUUCUGCUUGUUAGAAGUAAAUCACAAGCCCUGCCAACUCCGUGGGAGUGAUCACCUCAGUCCUGGGAAAGUAGUCUGUGACCAGAAUGGGCAAUUGUGAUGGCCUCACUCGGCCUGCCGUCUUGGUCAUGGAUUAUGAAUACCAGGAGAGGGGUCAACAUGGGCCAUCUUAGCAGUUGACCUACCUGCCAACUCAAUGUCUACCUGCUUCUCAAUAUCUCAGAACUUUUGUGACUGUAACUUAUCAUUCUGAUGUUAAGUUGCUGUUUAGAUUUAUCAUAUAUCCAUGGCUACGUGGUUAUAUCAUGCUGUGGUUGCAUUAGUCUUUCUUUUACAAUUACUUUUAUAAAUAUUAGCUGUAAUGUUUGACUUCUAAGGUUUAGAUACCAUUUAAAGGCUAAGACGAGUAGUAAUGAAAGAUUUUGUUUUUACUUCUUAACUGAUUUUUUUAAAAGUAUGCAGCUAAAUUAGAAGCAUUUGGAGUAUCUGUCAAUUGCCAUUGCUGUAAAUCUUGAAAUUAAUGAUUAAGGGGCUUCAGUUCACAUUAUGAGCAUAUAAUGAAUACAUAGUAGGGAAACAGAUCUGUAAUAUAAAAGAAAUUACCGUCUACAUUGGGUUUUUAGAGGAUACUUAGGAAAAAAACCUUUGGUAGAAAUCAAAGGGGGAAGAGUUUUCAUGAAGUUUGUACAUUAAGAUAAUUAUGAACAGAGAAAUUAAUUCUACCUUUAAUUCCUACUCAGAAGACAUAAAGGCAGAAAUGCCUACCUGUUGGCUUCUGCAAUUCUCCCAAGGGAAACAACAUCGGCAUUCCCUCCCACCUCUCCUGUCCCUUUCAUUCCUCUGCAACUGUCCAUAGUGUCUUCUCUCCAGUAUAGGUGUGGAUCUUGAAGGGACACCUUAUGAAAUUUACCUGAAAGUAAUGGGAAAUUAUUCAAUCAUAAGUAAGUAACGUCCCUUCGGAAUGAAGAGAAGAAAACUCUCUGAGGCACCAUCCUUCCUUAAGUACAGUCUCUUAGUUAAUCUUGCAGAAUAAGUUAUUUUUAAAUAUGAGUUUCUUAAACAACACGUUUCUAGUCUAUAGCACCAGGAACUCUAGUCAAUAUCUUGUAGUACCUAUCAUGAAAAAAGAGUAUGAAAACGAGCGUCUAGGUCUGUGUCUAUGUCUAACUGAAACAUGAUGCUGUACACCAGAAACUGACACAUUGUAAACUGACUAUAUGUCAGUUAAAGAAAAUAAAUAUGAGUUUCUAAGCAACUGAACAAAUGGUGUGUCAGUGUUUGUUAACGUGGACAAAGUGGAAAUCAGCACAAGUUUGUCAAGGACAGUUUUAGCUUUGCCACAUCGAACCCUGUUUUGUGCCCAUGAUGUUUCUAGAAAGAUAUUUAUGCUUGCGUUUGUUGAGGCAUGAAGGCGAGUAUUUAAAAGCAGGAUCAUUCCAGGAAGGGACACUCUAAAAAGAAUGGUGGUGGGGGGUGGGGACAGUUACAGCUCGUCCCUGUUGGUGCCACAUUAACUUGUUACCUAGUAGAAGCUCGCUCCUAUGUUCUCUGCUUGUUUUGGUAAAAUACAAAUGGACCCUUUUCAGUAACAAGUAAUUACAGAUCUCUGUUAAGCUCACACACGUUGGCAGUGUCCUUUUGACAGAAUCACAAGUUAAUGAAAGACACAAUUUUACCUUCUCCCAAGCAAAUAUCUUCAUCAAGUGAAGGUAGUGAAGUCACUGGUUGAUGAAAACAUUUAUUCCUGAAACUCACUCAUUUCUCAUCAGAGGUACAGUUACGGGAAAAUCAGGCAUCUAAUCUGUUGAAAAGAAGGUCAGCAUUGUUCGGUUUUCUGUUAUUUUUUAAGUGAAUAUGCGCUGAUACUCGCAUAUGUUUUUAAAAAUUCAAGUUUUACGAACGGAUGCACGAUGAAAUUUAAGUCUCCUUCCCAACACAACUUUGCUUCCUAGAAACAAUCACUGUUUAAGAUUCUUGUGUAGGGGAGGCUAUAGCUCAGCAGUAGAGCACGUGCUUAGCACUCACGAGGUCCUGGGUUCAAUUCCCAAUGCGUCCAUUAAAAAAUAAAUAAAGGUUUUAAAAAAGA